UUUCAGGCUCUGGAUGCCCCAGCCCAGGUCUGCUCACCCACGGGACAAGCAGCAUGAAUGAUGAAGGCUCCUGGGCAGUCUUCAGCUGUAAUAGUGGCUUUUGGCUCCAUGGGCCCUCAAUGUUGUACUGUAAGGGCCACAUCUGGAAUAGCACAAAGCCAGUAUGCAAAGAGUCCGACAUGAUGAGCUCUGUUUCAGGUGUCCACAUCCAAAAGGCAAACAUACACCUGAACCACCAAGCUGCCGUAGUUCUGAAGACCCAGCAACAAUCCCACUACGACACCAUCACUAAUACCGCUUCCAAAGAAGUGAACCUCAAAUUCGGCUUGUUGUCUCACACACCAUCCCAAACGUCAAACAGCGAGAGGGUUAAAGUGAUAGACCCCAAAGUCCACCUGCAGCAGCAUAAUCAGUACCCUGAUUCUAAAAUCAAAGACAGGGUCCAGACAACUCAUCUCAAAGCUCAGGAUGCAGAUGAGGCUCAACGUGGGACCAGUACAGGACCAGAAACGGGAACUGGGAGACAUGGCUCAAAGGAAAAAGCUUCACGUGAGGAAGCAGAAAAGGUUACACAGGUGACUCCCACACCUGUUACACAAACUGCCUCUAAGUCACACCUAUCUGCUUCUGGCUCAUCUACCUUAUCAUUAGUGUUAAGAACAACAUCAACAUCUUCACUGUCAUCACUUUCAACAGCUCAUAAAUCAGCUACAGUUGCUGUCAAGCAGAUUCCCCCAACAGAAACUGUGAUGUUUACACCUACAUCACCACUCCACCACACCAAAUCUGCUCUGACUGUGGGAGUAUCUGUCACAUCUCAGGAUGAUGUGACUCCCGCUGGCUCUUCAAAGAGUGCAGAUGAAGACCAACAGGCUACAACUGACCUCCCAUAUCCUCUUUCAUCUCCAUCUGGCUCUGAAGGUGAAGAGGAGCCCACAGAGACUUCAUCUACUUCAUCUACAUCUGGUUAUUCAGUUUCUACCAGUUCUUCUUUCUUCACUUCAUCUCCUCCUCUUACUGCCUCUUCUCCUCAAUCCUCAUCAAUCACCCUUCCCUUGUUUUCUGCAUCCACUUCCUCAAGUAUCAACUUCACCUUGUCUAAUACGAAAGAAAUACUUCCCUCCUUCAACCCUCCUUCACACACCUCCACCCCCACUGAGCAAAAAACUCACUGGACUGAAUACCACAACGUCACCAUGAACUCCUCUGCAAAACCACCUCUGAGCCUCAGCAGACGACCUGUGUGCCCGUACCCUCCCGUGCCUGCUCAUGGGACCUUCUACUUUCGUAAUGUAGAGAAUCCAGGUCCCAGAGAGUACAGGCAUUACAUCCAGUACGCCUGCUACCCUGGUUAUACUCUGGCUCAUGGAGACAUACACAGCUACUGCCAGCAGGGCGGCACCUGGAGCGGAGUCACACCUGUCUGUCUGGAGCUGACACCAUGCUCAGUUAACAACGGAGGCUGUUCCCAGCUGUGCUCUAACUCCCAGCACUACAACCAGACUUCUAAUCAGACUCAGACCAGGACUCAGUGCCACUGCAGACCUGGAUUCACUCUGGUGGAUGACGGGCGAACAUGUCGAGAUUUAGAUGAGUGUGUGGAGGGGCAGCAUCAGUGUCAGCAGAGAUGCAUCAACACAUUUGGCUCCUUUAAGUGCAGCUGUGAUGACGGCUAUCAGCCAGCUCACGACCGGACCUCCUGCACAGAUGUUGAUGAGUGUCUGCUGCCUGCAGCUGUAACAGGUUGUGUGUUCGGCUGUGUUAACACUCCUGGGAGCUUCCACUGCCAGUGUCCUACUGGCUACAGCCUUCAGACUGCAGAUGGCCACUGCCAAGAUAUAGAUGAGUGUGCUGUUAAUCAGGGGCUUGGGCCAUGUAUGGAGCAGUGCCACAACUCACCAGGAUCCUACCGAUGCUCCUGCACAUACGGAAACAUCUUAGCUGGAGACGGACACAGCUGCAUCGCCGAGUGUCCACCUGGGUACAGGAAGCAACCAACAACAACACCUGAGAAUUCAACAUCACAAGCUCUCAGGGAGGAGUGUGUAGAUAUAAAUGAGUGCCUGGAGGAAAAGUGUGAGUGGCAGUGUGUCAACCUGCCAGGCUCUCACCGCUGCAUCUGUCCCAGAGGAUACACGCUGCAAAAAGACGGUCGACGUUGCAAGGACAUUAACGAGUGCAGUCGGAAGAACGGAGGGUGUUCCCAUCUGUGUUUGAACCAAAAAGGUGGAUAUAAAUGCGCCUGCCCAGCCUCCCAUCGCCUCUCCCCUUACAGCUGGAAGAAAUGUCAACUAAGGACAACAGUGAACACUACUGGUUAAGCUGGAAAGCACUUCAGUCUGGCCUGAGAUAGACUCCCUGCUGGAGUACGACAAUCUGUCCCUCUAGUCGUCUCCAUGUGUAAAGAGACAAGAAAUCACACAUUAAUACUGUAUCACUGUUUUGUGACAUCAUCCUCUGAGUGCAGGCUGCAAACAUCGAAGAGCCAAUUGACCCGUGAAACUCGCUCCCAACACAUGGCUGUUUAUAAGUGAAUUAGUGAACCAUCUGUCACACUUGUUAAACAGAUUUGAGAAUUCAUUAAUUUCCCCUUUUAAAACUUUAUUUUCCAGUUGACUUAG
This is a messenger RNA of Thunnus maccoyii (southern bluefin tuna), 2621 nucleotides long. RefSeq names its product protein HEG. The transcript has 8 exons. Bases 54 to 2321 code for a protein of 755 amino acids. Lineage: Eukaryota; Metazoa; Chordata; Actinopteri; Scombriformes; Scombridae. The record is from RefSeq and is a predicted model, not a curated record. Gene Ontology annotation, molecular function: calcium ion binding.